CGAAAGACCAACAAGAACAUCAACAUGACGAGCGACUACAGCGACUCUGGAAUUUCCGAUGAAGAGAUACUGGAGGCUCAAUCGGGGGCAAGAAAGAGACGGAGACUAUCGCCGACAAGUGAAGAAAAGGCAGAUUCUGCAGCCAUCUCUACACCAAAGAUAACAUCAUCGACAAUCUCGAGAAUCAAGUCCAAACAGCAGCAGCAACCAUCGGAGCCCAGUACAAAUGGAGGUUCAAAGGCACCGGCGGCAAUCACAAAGAGUAGUGAGAAUGUCAGCUUUGCAUCCAUCAAUGUCGCGCCGUGGCUAGUCGCCUCGCUCGCCUCAAUGGAGAUCAAGAAGCCUACGGGCAUCCAGCAGGCCUGUAUCCCGGAGAUUUUGAAGGGCAGAGACUGCAUUGGUGGUUCGAGAACUGGUACGGGUAAGACUGUGGCCUUUGCUGUGCCUAUCUUGCAGAAGUGGGCGGAGGAUCCUUGCGGUAUAUUUGCCUUGAUUAUCACACCAACACGCGAGCUAGCCAUUCAGAUCUACGAGCAAGUCAAGGCAAUUUCUUCGCCACAAUCUAUGAAGCCCAUUCUUAUCACCGGAGGCGCCGAUCAACGUGAACAAGCUAUUGCACUCGCUUCGCGACCUCACGUUGUCAUUUCCACACCAGGUCGCCUGGCUGAGCACAUCAAAACCUCUGGCGAAGAUACGAUCUGCGGCCUCCGCCGUGUCCGCUUUGUCGUCUUCGAUGAAGCAGAUCGCCUCUUAGCACCGGGCAAAGGGAGCAUGUUACCAGAUCUCGAGACGUGUUUGUCCGUGUUACCGCCCAAGGAGAAACGGCAGACGCUGUUAUUCACUGCGACUGUCACACCGGAGGUGUUGGCGCUAAAGGAGCAACCAAGGCCUGAUCGACAGUCUAUCUUUAUAUGCGAAGUAGAUACAGAGACACUUGCUGUCCCGCCGAAAUUGCAGCAGAAGUAUCUCCAGACGCCAGUUACCCACAAGGAAUGCUACCUUCACGUCUUACUUAGCACGCCAGAGAACCUCAAAAAAUCGGUCAUCAUCUUCUGCAACCGGACGAAGACGGCAACGUUACUAGAAUAUAUGCUUCGCCUUCUCCAACACCGAGUAACAGCGCUGCACUCUGGCCUUAGGCAAUCCGACCGCGUAGGCAAUCUCGCGCGUUUCCGCGCACAGGCAGCUCGUAUACUCGUUGCUACUGACGUCGCCGCGCGUGGUCUUGAUAUUCCCGAAGUAGCGCUCGUAAUUAACUACGAUGUUCCCCGCGAUCCGGAUGAUUACAUCCACCGUGUUGGUCGUACAGCUCGUGCGGGCCGCGUUGGUACUAGUGUUACGUUGAUUGGGCAGAGAGAUGUGGAGUUGAUACUGGCGAUUGAGACUAGGGUGGGCAAGAAAAUGGACGAGUUUGAGGAGGAGGGUGUGAGCAUUGAGGGUAGAGUAGUAAGAGAUGCAUUGAAGCCGGUCACGGAGAAGAAGAGGGAGGCUAUGCUGAGUAUUGAAGAAGGGAGAGAUGUGAUGGGAAAGAGGAAGACGGGAAUGCAGAGAAGGAAGGUAGAGUAGAGGUGCGAUGGAGGGGAUUCGUAUUUUAUGGGAAUCGUAAUGAUUAUGUAGGACUUUUCUAUGACUUUGGAGCUAUUCAAUCUGUUCUCGAGU
Messenger RNA from Cucurbitaria berberidis CBS 394.84, 1659 nucleotides. RefSeq names its product ATP-dependent RNA helicase-like protein dbp8. The record is from RefSeq and is a predicted model, not a curated record. NCBI's taxonomy places the organism in Eukaryota, Fungi, Ascomycota, Dothideomycetes, Pleosporales, Cucurbitariaceae. Gene Ontology annotation, molecular function: ATP binding; nucleic acid binding; RNA helicase activity. Bases 25 to 1566 code for a protein of 513 amino acids. The transcript has 2 exons.